AUGGCAUUAGCAAAAGGAAUAAAUCGAUUACCAGAGAAUGAAAAUUUUAUUUUAUUUGCAGCUUGUGAACAAGGUGAUUUACAAACAUUACAAGAUUAUUUAAAUCCAUUAACAACAAUAGAUAUUGAAUCAAUACGUGAUGAACAACAUGCAACACUUGUUCAUUAUGCUGCACGAUAUGGACAUAUACAUAUUUUAGAAUAUUUAAUUGAAAAAAAACAUUUGGAUAUUAGUCAAUUACGUACAGAACUUGCUGCAACAUGUGCACAUGAUGCUGCUGUUUGUGAUCAAGUUCAAACACUUCAUUAUAUAUUUCAUUAUGAUCAAUUAAAUGAUAAAAAUAAUAAUAAUAGACAAAGUUUAUCUCAAAAACUUCGUUGGAAUGUUAAAGAUGAACAAGGAAAUACACCAUUACACCUUGCCGCUGCUUAUGGUUCAAUAAGAACACUUCAUUAUUUACUUGAACAUGAAUCAGCUGAUCCUCGUAUACGAUCCUAUAAUGGUUUUCAACCAAUUCAUUAUGCAGCUUUAUCUGGUCAUAAAGAUUGUCUGAAAUUAUUAUUAACUACUGCACCAGAUACAGUUAAUGAACAAACAAGUACUUUAUUAACACCACUUUAUCUUGCUUGUCAAUAUGGUUCAAUAGAUCUAGUUAAAAUUUUAUCAUCACAUGGAGCUAAUUUUAAAUUACGAGAUGAAAAUGGUUUAAAUUGUUUACAUGCUGCUUGUCAAAGUGCACAUCUUCAUAUAGUGCAAUGGCUGGUAGAGAAAUUAAAUGCUAAUGUUGAUGAUAUUGAUUAUAUGAAUAAUACUCCUCUUCAUUAUGCAGCUGCAAAUAAUAGUGAAGAUAUUUUAAUUUACUUAUUAGAAAAAGGUGCUCGUAUUACUAAAUCAAGCCAUGGAAAUACUCCAUUACAUGUGGCAGCGGAAAAUGGUCAUCAAAGUAUAUGUGCUAUACUAGUAGAACGUGGUGGUUGCUCUGUAAUAACAUGCAAUAACUCUCAAUUAACACCAAUUGAUUUAGCAAAUCAUUACGGUUUUUCGUCACUUGCUAAUUCACUUCGUCUUCAUGAAAAAUCUUCAUUACCUUCACAAAAUGCUUCCGCAAAUAGUAAAAAAAUUCAAUUAGAAAACGCAACUAUUGUACGAUUAGUUGUUAAAAAACCUCAUGUUACUCGUAAUGAUGCAUCGAAUCAAGCUAAUGAAAAUGAGAUAGUAAAAGAUCUUUCUACUAAUAGUGAUUUUACAUUACCAAAAAAAAUAAUAAAUCCACGUUUUGAUAUUUCUGAACUUCGUGCUCGUGUCGAUGAAUAUGAAGCAGUUAGACGUGGUCCAACAACAACUACUGAUGGUAAUACUAAUGUUCUUAUGCAUAGUAUGGGUUCUAUUAAUCUACAAAAUCAAAAUCGACGUCGAUCAAAAUUACCAUCACAAACUUAUGCACCAUGGCUUAAAAUGGCACUUAUAUUUUACAAUAAAUCACAUGCUAUUAUGGAAGAUAUUCUUCCAUCAAAUCAUUCUGAUUUAGCACAAUCUUAUGGACAUAUUGGUUUACUUCUUAAUAAACUAGGUGAUUAUCCAAAAGCAUUAUUAUAUCAUGAAAAAGCAUUUGAACUUCGUCGUAAAAUUCUUCCUGAAAAUCAUCCAUUCUUAGCUAAUUCACAUAAUAAUAUUGGUUCAGUUUAUAAUAGUAUGGGCAAAUAUUCAAAAGCACUGAAAGAAUACAAAGAAGCUUUGAAAAUUAAUUUAACAACAUUUCCAUUAAAUCAUCCACAUAUAGGUACGUCCUAUCAUAAUCUAGCUACAGUCUACAUGAAUUUAGGAGAACGUCCCAAGGCACUUUCAUUAUAUCGAAAGGCACUUUCAAUUUAUACAAAAACAUUAUCUUCGAAUCAUUUAGUUCUAGGUACAAUUCAUAGCAGUAUUGGUUUACUAUAUUAUUACAUGGGAAAUUAUUCUGAAGCACUUUCAUAUUAUGAGAAAGCAAUUCAACUUUAUCAAAAUGCUCUAUUAUUAAAUCAUCCAUAUUUAACUACUUUAUAUAAUAAUAUUGGUCUGACAUAUUUAGCAAUGGGUUCUUAUUCCAAAGCACUUUUAUCUCAUCAAAAAGCACUUGAAAUCAAACAAAAAAUAUUUUCUUCUAAUUAUUCAACAAUCGCUAUUUCAUAUAAAAAUAUUGGUAAUGUAUAUUUUGAAAUGAAAGAAUAUUCCAAAGCUCUUUCAUCUUAUGAAAAUGCAUUAAAAAUUCGUAAAAAAAAUAUUCCUUUUGAUAAUAAUAUUCUAAUUAAUUAUUACAAUAGUAUUGGUUUAACCUAUUUACAUAUGAAUGAACAUACGAAAGCUUUAUCAUGUUACGAAAAAGCUAUUUCUAUUUGUUAUAAAACUCAUUCACCAGAUUAUUCCGAAAUGGCUAAAUCCUAUUAUAAUAUUGGUUGUGUUCAUUUAAAAGAAAAGAAAUAUUCAAAAGCAUUUCCAUAUUUUUAUCGUGCUCGUGAUAUAGCACAAGCUACAUUUCCUGCAGAUCAUCCAUCUGUUCGUCAAUAUCAAAAAAAACUUGUUAAUUUUCAAUAUGAAAAUGCUUCGUCAUAUAUAUUUAUUUAA
Adineta steineri is the source of this 2601-nucleotide messenger RNA. The record is from the annotation of a GenBank genome assembly. NCBI's taxonomy places the organism in Eukaryota, Metazoa, Rotifera, Eurotatoria, Adinetida, Adinetidae.